Molecule: messenger RNA, 1272 nt
Organism: Lolium rigidum
Lineage: Eukaryota; Viridiplantae; Streptophyta; Magnoliopsida; Poales; Poaceae
Product: cytochrome P450 89A2-like
Exons: 2
Coding region: 1-1272 (423 amino acids)
Cellular component (GO): membrane
Molecular function (GO): heme binding; oxidoreductase activity, acting on paired donors, with incorporation or reduction of molecular oxygen, NAD(P)H as one donor, and incorporation of one atom of oxygen; iron ion binding
Source: RefSeq, a predicted model, not a curated record
AUGGAAACAAUUGAGGCUCUUGCCCUCGUAGCCGCCGUGCUCUUCUGCCUAGCCGUCCUCCGGCGAAGCACCAGUCCUGCCGUCCAGCUGGUCAGGGACCCUGCCGUUGCCCACCGCCUCCUGAAUGAGAACGCCGACGCUUUAUCGAACCGGCCGUCCGCUGGCCUUCUCACUGCUCUGGCGACCUGGACUCGCCGUCCGGAUCGGACAGAGACCAUAUCGACCUCGACCUACGGCUCGCACUGGCGAUCGCUCCGGUCCAACCUCACCGCCGGCUUCCUCAGCCCCUCGCGCCUCGCCGCCCUCGCUCCCCUGCAGCGCGACGCCGCCCAAGACCUCGUCACCGGCUUGUCCGCAGGGGAGGUGGUCAUGCGGGAACACCUCGACCGCGCCAUGUUUGCGAUGGCCACGCGGCUGUGCUUCGGCGACGGCGUGGAGGAGAGCUGCGUGCGCGCCAUGCAGCGCGUGAUGGACGACAUCACGCAAGCCAUGGACGACACAGUCUCGUUCGACGGCUCGACACUGGGCAAGAUCACGCACUGGAGGACGCUGCGCCGGCUAUUCGGCUUGUUUGUCCCGCUGGGCGUGCUGGUGCGCCCACUCAUCGCGGCGGCGCGGGCACGGAAGAACACCGAGUCCGAGUCCCGGCACUCGUACGUGGACUCGCUCAUCGACAUCCGCAUCCCCAACGACGUAGACGCCAAACGUGCGCUCGGAGACGACGAGAUCCUGGGCCUCGUGGCCGAGUUCCUCGCCACCAACACUGGGGUGAUCGUGGCCUGCCUCGAGUGGACACUCGCCAACCUGGCCAUCCAGCCGGAGGUCCAGCAAAAGCUGCGCCGCGAGAUCGACGAGGCGGUGGAAGGUGAGGCCAAUGCAUGGCUAUCCGAGAAGGCCCUCCGCGACAUGCCGUACCUGCGUGCCGUCGUGCUCGAGAGCCUCCGCGUGCACCCGCCUUCGCCGCACGGGAGUGCGUGGACGGACCCAGACCAGUUCAGGCCGGAGCGGUUCCUGCCGGGAGGCGAGGCGGAGGACGUCGGCCAGAUGCCGGGGCGGAGCGAGAUCAGGAUGAUGCCGUUCGGAGGCGGGAGGAGGUUCUGCCCGGGAUCCAAUAUGGCGAUGCUGCAGGCCAAGUUCUUCCUGGCCGCGCUCGUGCGACACUUUGAGUUCGCGCCGCCCAGCUGCGGCGUCGACCUCACGGAGGUGGGUGGGUUCAACAACGUGAUGAAGAAGCCGCUGCGUGUGCGCGUCACUCCACGCGCGUUGCCCUAG